This is a messenger RNA of Drosophila innubila, 1125 nucleotides long. RefSeq lists its product as uncharacterized. Lineage: Eukaryota; Metazoa; Arthropoda; Insecta; Diptera; Drosophilidae. The transcript has a single exon. The annotation marks the transcript as partial. The record is from RefSeq and is a predicted model, not a curated record.
AAUGACGAAAAAAUCUACGAAACAUUUGAGGAAAUCCACGAACAUAUUAAUGAGCCAAUAACUGAAGAUGGACAGACUCAGGCAUCCGAGCGCUACGAAAGCCACGAAGAGACAUUAUUGGGAGUACAGAGCGAUGAUGAACAACAAAAGCAGGAGAGUCCUGUUAAGAUUAAAGUGAAGCACCAUCAUCACCAUCAUCAUCAUAACCAUAUCAAGGAAGUCAUAAAAACCGUGCCAAAGCCGUAUAAGGUUGAAAAAAUCGUUCACGUUCCGAUUGAAAAAAUUGUGGAAAAAAUUGUACAUGUUCCGAAAAUUGUGAAUGUUACGGUUGAAAAAAUAGUACAUGUGCCUGUGGAAAAGAUUAUUGAAAAAAUUGUUCAAGUACCAAAAGCUGUACAUAUACCCAAACCAUAUAUUGUUGAAAGAGUUAUGGAAAAAAUCGUGCAUGUACCCAAACCAUAUCCUGUUCUAAGAACUGUUCCAUAUCCGGUUGAAAUCAAAGUGCCUGUAACCGUUGAAAAGAAAAUUCGAGUACCCUAUAAAGUCGAAGUGGAACGAAAAGUUCCAGUUCCCUAUAAAGUCGAAGUGGAACGAAAAGUUCCAGUCUACAUACACAACCAAGAACCAUAUAAAUAUGAACAAACUUAUUCCAAAAACUAUAAGGAUAGUGAUGCAGUUCAAUUUAAUUCUGAUAUUGAAGAAACAACAGGCACUGAAAACUAUCCUAGCUUUAUAACUCCCCGAUUUCCAUCGUAUUUUUAUUCGAAUAAGAUGAGCCCAUUUAAAAAAUCUGAAAGCCCACACAAUGAGGAAACCCAGAGUAUAAAACAACCAACAGAACAACACGCAAGUAUUGAACAUCCUAAAAGUUUUGCACCCACAAUGGAGCAAUCUACAUCUGAAAGCCAAUUUCUACCCAUCAAAUUCCUAGAGAGUAACUCUCGCCUUAAUAUUGUUGUGGCUGAUAACAAUAUAACGUCGUCAGACAUGAAUUCUCAAAUAUAUGAUAAUAAAUACCAUGAACUACCAUUUCCAUUUGAAUUUAUUCACUUACAACCAGUUCCCUUCAAAAGUAAUUCACAGCUGGAACUACCAUUUCCAGGCACGAUGUCGAAUAGCACAUAA